UUAGUUCGUUUCAAUCAACCCAUCUCCAAAAAUCUUUAUAUAACCUCCCCCUCUUUCUCUGAAUCAACUGUUUUUCCUUCACCCACCGACUUACUCUGUUCCGGGCAACCAACCCAACAUCGACAAUCCUCCACCUUCCAAACCAUGAAGCUCACCCUCUUCACUCUCAUCCCUCAAGCUCUCUUCGCCUUCUCCAACGCAGCAGCCGUGGAACUCGAUAAUGCAGCUGCAGAAGUAACCCUCGAGCCUCGAGCUCCCUGCACACUUUACGCAUGGUGGAAAACAAACUGGAACGAAGCCGGUCUACGCCGUUACCGGGUGCAAAUCGGACAGGAUCCAGGGGGCAGCAACGAGUACUCUGAGAGAUUCUGCGAUGUUCUGUAUCAUCGGUGUUACUCAUGGUCACCAAUCGCCAACCCGCAGUGUUUCUGGGACACCAACGACAGGACGUACUACGCGGACCUGUCGUUUGCCGAAGGCCCCGCGGGGCAUAGCUCCUAUGUGGAUAGUUUCCAGCAUUGUUUGAAUAAUUUCCGUGCUGAGACUGCUUGUGAUGUUAAUUCUAAUCUUUGA
Molecule: messenger RNA, 573 nt
Organism: Periconia digitata
Lineage: Eukaryota; Fungi; Ascomycota; Dothideomycetes; Pleosporales; Periconiaceae
Source: the annotation of a GenBank genome assembly